AUGAUGAUGGGCCAUGUCGUGGCCCGGACUCACCUGAUACUGUCUCGAAGUAACUUCGCCGAUAGCAUACGGUGUCAGGGCUUGAGGGUUUCAAAAAUGGAGUCGCAGCAGUCAAAGCGACCCACUUGCCCUUCUUGCGCUAAACCCACGCAGCUCUGCCUCUGCAACCGUAUCCGAUCUCCGCCUCUGGAUAACCAGGUGAGUGUUACUAUCCUUCAGCACAGCCUCGAGAGAAAACACGCUCUUAACUCAACUCGAAUCGCUAGGUUAGGGCUUAAGAACGUUACUGUCACCACCGUUUGCGAUGUCCAUGACGAGGCAGAGUUCUUGAUAAGAGUUAAAGGAGCCUCCUUGGAGCUUGUUGAUACCUCAAUGUUAGGUAGUGACAAUGUGGAUAAUGAAAGUUUGAAGCUUUAUCAACAAUUAGCUGACAAGAGAGGUUCUUGUGAAGACAAUUUGAUGAGAAUCUCUAUGAAGAAACGAGGUGUCAUCAGCAAUGUCUCCACGUCUUUGCUGGAAGAUGCUAGUUUCGAUGGAAUAUUGGCUUCUCCUGCAGCCAUGGAUGUGUUGGCAAAAGGGUUUGUGGUGACAAAGUUCUCGGAAGGGAAGGAAGAGUUUGAGCUGGAGGUUCCUCCUGGGUCAGCACUGUUGUUCCCUAGCGAAGGAUCUGUGAUGAUCAACGAUCUUAAAGAGAGAGAUUUAAAGGUAAGGAAUCUGAUCGUUCUCGAUGGGACGUGGUCCAAGGCGAGGAGAAUGUACGUUGAGAACCCGUGGCUGAAGCUUUUGAGUAGCCAUGUGAAGCUGGAAAUCGAAGGAGCGAGUUUGUACAGAGAAGUAAGGAGGCAGCCGAGAGAGGGGUGUUUGUCGACGAUAGAGAGUAUUGUACACGCGAUGAAGGAGAUGGGGGAAGAUACUGAAGGUUUGGAUAAUAUGUUGGAUGUUUUUGAAUCCAUGGUUGGAGAUCAAAGAAGAUGUAAAGAUGAGAACUUUGGAAAAAAUCUCUGAAAGCCAAUAUGAUAUUGUUAAAUUGUUUUCAGUUCCUUUGAUUAACUCUUCUAAUUUCUGGAAUGUUUUUUCUUUAACAUC
Molecule: messenger RNA, 1086 nt
Organism: Brassica napus (rape)
Lineage: Eukaryota; Viridiplantae; Streptophyta; Magnoliopsida; Brassicales; Brassicaceae
Exons: 1
Coding region: 1-1005 (334 amino acids)
Source: RefSeq, a predicted model, not a curated record